CUUCAGAUCACUUUGCGACUCGCUUCACUGCACUCAACACUAGAUCGUGAUUCUGAUAAUAGCCGAAGAAGAGGACGACGCGGUUUAUUCAUGAUGCUGGUGUGAGACAACAGCAGCAACCACAUUCCUCGCAAACACAUUCCAAUCGCUUCAACACCGGCAAGCUGCUCCAUGGCGGCGCCGAAUUCACCACACGGCUAUGGCCCACCGCCGGGCUAUGACGACGAGGAAGCACACACACCGACAAACGCAUCGACCAUGCGUCUGCUCACGAGUCCCGAGGAGGGCGUCUACGCAGCGUCAGUACCGCCCAGCAGCAACAAGCCCUCUCCGCAUGAUUUGUUUCUUCGCGCCCAAGAACGGUUGAACAGUCACAACCAGCGAGCGCACCACAGUAGCCAGGACCCUCAUGCCUACCCUCCUCCAUCACCUACAGCUCCAUCGCAUUAUGCCCGCUCAGAAGCUCCUGCGCCCCCGGGCGAAGAGCUCAGCUCCCUCUUGCGCGAGGUCGAGAGCGACUUGUCCCAGUCGAGCGCUCCUCGGUCUGCCGCAGCACACCCCCGAACGAAGCGUUACAAAGUGCGAUUCAAUCAGCAGCAAAAAGGCAGCCUAGAAGAGCAGCCAACGCCAAGCAUGCCAGAAGAAGAAGACAUUAGCUCAUAUAAUCCUUACAGCAGCGGCAGGCCCGACAGUCCCACGAGAAGUUACCGUACAGGCAGCCCAACACGAUCGUACGCGCCACACUCUACCUUGAGCAGUCAGCCGUCCACCUCCAGGCUGGGACGGCCACCAUCGGUGUUGGACAACGCACCAGGCAUGCCUCCCCCGAGCGACUCAUACGACCCUUUCAGACCGAAUUCGAGGGGCUCUACAAGUCCUUCGAAAGCUUUCACGCCACGCGGGAGUCGCGAAUAUCCCAGACCUCCAGCCACGAACGUUCCCUACGAGCCAGCGGACAUCAAUGGCGGACCACGACCAGGCACGCCAUCUUCGGCAUACGGCGGCUCGCCUAGGAGGCCACUGCCACCGCAGCCACUUUUUGCGGCGGGAAGGCCGCCGUCAAUGAUGAGCUUGGAUCCAAAAGAACCAGGCAUGACCGCAAUACCUAUCGAGGACGAUGAUACUGAUCCGUUCGGGCCACCGACUGGAGAUAGUGACCUGCAGCGCCCUAGGCCGGUCUCGCGGCACACUUUCCAGUCGGAGUCCACUCUGACAGAUGACUUUGAAAAGGAGCAUGAUGAAGAUCUGCAUGGCCCUGCUCCCGAUGGCUUCCAACAGAGACGAGGUGCUCGUCCAGCUCAGAUGACGAGGAAGGAAGUGAAGCUGAUCAACGGAGAGCUCAUUUUGGAAUGCAAGAUCCCGACCAUUCUCUACUCUUUCCUGCCAAGGAGAGACGAUGUCGAGUUCACGCAUAUGAGAUACACUGCGGUGACUUGCGAUCCGAACGACUUUGUCGACCGAGGCUACAAAUUGCGCCAGAAUAUUGGCUCGACAACGAGAGAGACAGAGCUGUUGAUCUGCAUCACCAUGUACAAUGAAAACGAGAUCGAUUUCACGCGGACGAUGCAUGGUGUUAUGCGCAAUCUGGCGCACUUUUGCAGUCGUGCAAAGUCCAGGACCUGGGGCAAAGAUGGCUGGCAGAAGAUUGUCGUCUGCAUUAUUUCUGACGGACGCGCCAAAGUUCACCCUCGAACACUGGAUGCGCUGGCUGCCAUGGGGUGCUACCAGUCGGGAAUUGCGAAGAACUUGGUCAAUCAGCGAGAGGUUACGGCACACGUUUACGAGUACACAACACAGGUCUCGUUGGAUUCCGAUCUCAAGUUCAAGGGUGCGGAGAAGGGCAUUGUGCCCUGCCAGGUCAUCUUCUGUCUGAAGGAGAAGAACGCCAAGAAGCUGAACAGCCAUCGUUGGUUUUUCAAUGCAUUCGGACGUGCACUAAACCCAAACGUUUGCAUUCUGCUGGACGUUGGUACCAAGCCGGGCGACGACUCGCUCUAUCACUUGUGGAAAGCAUUUGAUCGCGACUCGAAUGUUGCUGGAGCUGCUGGAGAGAUCAAGGCCGCCAAAGGCCGGUAUUUGAAGGCUCUGAUGAACCCACUGGUCGCCUCUCAAAACUUCGAGUACAAGAUGUCCAACAUUCUUGACAAGCCACUAGAGUCUGUGUUUGGGUAUAUUACCGUGUUACCCGGAGCGCUGAGUGCUUACCGAUACCACGCUCUGCAGAACGACGAGACAGGUCAUGGCCCGCUCAGUCAGUAUUUCAAGGGAGAGACACUCCACGGCCAGGAUGCAGAUGUGUUCACAGCCAACAUGUAUCUCGCCGAAGAUCGUAUUCUCUGUUGGGAGCUGGUUGCCAAGCGAAACGACAGAUGGGUGCUCAAGUACGUCCGAAAAGCGACAGGAGAAACCGAUGUGCCAGACGCCGUACCGGAGUUCAUCUCCCAGCGUCGUCGAUGGCUCAACGGUGCCUUCUUCGCUGCCGUCUACUCUCUCCUGCACUUCAAGCAAAUCUGGAAGACCGACCAUACGAUCACCCGAAAAAUCCUCCUCCACAUCGAGUUUAUCUACCAAUUCGUCCAGUUGCUCUUCACCUUCUUCUCCCUUGGCAAUUUCUACCUGACAUUCUACUUCAUCGCCGGCUCCCUCGCAGACAAACGUGUCGAUCCCUUCGGCCAUGGCAUCGGGAACUUCAUCUUCAUCGUCCUGCGAUACGUCUGCGUUCUCACCAUCAUGGUCCAAUUCAUUCUCUCCAUGGGUAACCGACCUCAAGGCGCUGUCAAAAUGUUCAUGGCCUCGUUGAUAAUCUUCUCGAUUAUCAUGGUCUACAACACGUUCGCGGCCAUAUACAUCGUCGUUCGGCAACUCUCAGACUCUGAGACAAUCAGCUUCGGCAACAAUGUCUUCACCAACCUCAUCGUCAGCACCCUCUCCACGGUCGGCUUAUACUUCAUCAUGAGUUUCCUGUACAUGGACCCUUGGCACAUGUUUACCUCUUCAGCUCAGUAUUUUGCCCUCUUGCCUUCGUAUAUCGCCACCUUGCAAGUCUACGCUUUCUGUAACGCUCACGACGUCACAUGGGGAACCAAGGGUGACAACGUGCUGAAGAAAGAUUUGGGUGUCGCAACUGCCAACAAGAACGGAACUGUCGAAUUGGAAAUGCCAUCGGAACAACUCGAUAUCGACUCUGGGUACGAUGAGGCAUUGAGGAAUCUCCGCGAUCGCGUCGAAGUCCCAGCACCAGGUAUCUCAGAAUCCCAACUCCAAGAAGAUUACUACCGUGCAGUCCGAACAUACGUCGUCAUAGUAUGGAUGAUCUGCAACGCCAUUUUAGCAAUGGCCAUCACAGAAGUCUACGACAACACAAGUGUUGGAGAGAAUUACUACUUGAAAUUCAUCUUGUGGUCUGUGGCUUGUUUGGCACUUUUCCGUGCGAUUGGAAGUUCGGCUUUCUUGGUGAUUAAUGGCGUGCAUUCGAUUGCGGAAGGCAAAUUGAAGUGGAGUGGCAAGGGGAAGAGUGCGAAUGGUAGUGCGAUUGGGGGUACGAAGAGUGUUAGUUCUGCGGCGGGGAGUUGGAAGAGUAAGAUGCCGAGUUGGAUUUCGGAUUCGGGGAGUUGGAUUAGUAGUAAGGCGAGUAGUUGGACGCCGUCGAGUAUUGGGAGUUCGUUGGGGAGGUAGAAGGUACGAGCGAUGAGGGGGAAAAGGGUGGGGGCUUUCGUAUUUGGCGUUCUGGGGUGGAUAUGGAUGCGAUGCGAUGAGACGGACGUCUGGGUUACGAUGCGGCAUGUUUAUAUGGCUAUGGUAGAAGUCCCACGCGCUAUGCUUUUCACGAGGCGGGAUAAGUGGGAUGUUGUGAUGAUUAGGCAUGAGCGAAAAGAGCGAA
This is a messenger RNA of Cercospora beticola, 3880 nucleotides long. RefSeq lists its product as uncharacterized. Gene Ontology annotation, molecular function: chitin synthase activity. The record is from RefSeq and is a predicted model, not a curated record. Lineage: Eukaryota; Fungi; Ascomycota; Dothideomycetes; Mycosphaerellales; Mycosphaerellaceae. Gene Ontology annotation, cellular component: cell periphery; cell septum.